This is a messenger RNA of Rotaria sordida, 612 nucleotides long. The record is from the annotation of a GenBank genome assembly. Lineage: Eukaryota; Metazoa; Rotifera; Eurotatoria; Philodinida; Philodinidae.
AUGCAUCGAUAUCGUCAUUUACUUUCCCACCGUAUCGAAAAUCAAAUAAGGAUAGAAUCAAAUGGUGAUACUGUGAAUAUGAAUGGUAUUCCUACGCCGAAUAUCGAUGGUGGCUAUACAACGAAUGUAAAUGGCGUUAUAAAUAUUAGUAGUAAUCGUGACAAUUCAACAGCUGACGAUAAUGAUGAUACACAACCACCACCAUUUAAAAUGCCUCGUGCACCACCUCAUGUUUAUUCAUGUUUUGUUAUUAAUCGUACAGAUCAUCCAAUUGAAUGUGAUGUACACUAUGAUGGACGUCCACAAGAAGAUACAUUCAAUGAAGAUGUUCAUGUAACAAUUCCAGCAAAAGAUGAAAAAUAUUUUCCAAGAAAAAUCUUUCAGCCUGAUAUACCGGAAUCAUAUUGUCGUUGGGUUAAAAUUAUAACACAUAUACGUGUUAAAAAACAUGAUGGUAAAAUUCUUGAAGUUGAUUAUCCAUUUGAUAAUGUUCAUGCACCCAUUCGUAAUUGGGAAUUUCAUGUACGUGAUCAUGGUGAUAUUUUAUCUAAACCACCAACACGACCAGCAAAUAUUCUUAAAUAUGAAAAUUUAGAUGAAUAUGAACGUUAA